Molecule: messenger RNA, 2824 nt
Organism: Myxocyprinus asiaticus (Chinese sucker)
Lineage: Eukaryota; Metazoa; Chordata; Actinopteri; Cypriniformes; Catostomidae
Product: ras-related and estrogen-regulated growth inhibitor-like protein
Exons: 5
Coding region: 223-846 (207 amino acids)
Molecular function (GO): GTPase activity; GTP binding
Source: RefSeq, a predicted model, not a curated record
CGCUUGAGCCAAACAGUGGAGAUUGGAGUAUGACAAACACCUGCACGUGAUCAACAAACAAAACAAGUCAUAAGAGAACGCGUCAGUCCAUUGUGACGUUCCAUCUGCACUGUUUUUAAAAGCGUGCCCGACAGAGACGCUAAAAUGUGGAGCAUGCAUUGAACUGAGAAGACGUAUUUGAGUUUUAUUCCUUUGCGAUUUGACCUGGACGCGUUUCAACGAAUGAUAAUGAAUGAUAUAAAAGUAGCAGUUCUGGGAUCCGAGGGUGUCGGGAAAUCUGCACUUAUUGUUCGAUUUCUAACCAAGCGAUUUAUUGGAGAGUAUGCAUCAUCAUCAGAGUGCAUUUACAGAAAACGGAUGUCUGUUGAUGGAAGGCAGCUUAAUCUUGAACUUUAUGAUCCCUGUUCUCAGCCAUGUGAGGGGAACUCAACUCUUAAUGAGCAGAUCCACUGGGCCGAUGGCUUUGUGGUCGUUUACGAUGUGAGCAAUCGUUCCUCCUUCCUUAUGGCCACAGCUAUCGUGCACCUGAUCCGAGAGCUUCAUCUGGGAGCGUCUAAAAGGGACACAGACACUGUCAUUUUCCUUGUGGGCAAUAAGCAAGACUUGUGCCACAUGAGGGAGGUGAAUAGGGAGGAAGGCCAGAGGCUGGCAUCUGAGUGCCGAUGCCAGUUUUACGAGUUGUCUGCGGCAGAGCACUACCAGGAGGUGGUACUCAUGUUUUCGAAGAUUGUCAGCAAUGCCAGUCUGGGAGGCAAGGCCAAGGAGCGUCGCCGGCGCCCCAGUGGCUCCAAGUCAAUGGCCAAGCUCAUCAACAAUGUCUUUGGAAAACGGCGGAAAUCCGUUUGAGAAUAAACCUUGAAAUGGACAAUGGUAACGGGAUGAAUAUGAGAUUGCAGGUGGCAGCACUUCAAACAUGGUUAUAUGGGUGAAUCUCAUGAAAUCUGUCAAGAACAUGUCCAAGUCAUAUUACACCCCAAAAUCGAAAGAAAUUAGAAAAUGUAUGUUGCUCAAAGAAAAUGAAGCCUAUAUUUGGGACCAUUCGUAAGAUGUUUUGCAUUGUGACAUUAUUUUCAAUUAAGCACCCAAACAAUUAUUAAUACUGUAAUGCUAAAUAAAAUCUCAUUCACAUUAAUGUAAUGCAAAUUGUAUUUAAAUUGUAAAAUAUUUAUACAUCAUGGUAGAAUUUCUUGUAUUGCCUUUCAUUUAAACUUGUUUAAAAGUAAAAGUCGUGGGAUAACUUUUUUUUUUUUUUAAACUGUAGUAUGCUAAAAAAAAAAAUACUGUAUUACAAUGGGAAUCUAAUGGAAUCACCAUUCAGAAUAAUAGCAUAAAAAAACAAUGUCAGGACACAUUACGGUAGUAAGAAUUUGGGGCAAAAAUUUGCUUAAUUGUCUUAAUGUCAUAUUGCGAGAGAAAAAUAAAUCAAUCUAAAUGGUCCUAAAAUAGGCUUUAUUUUCUUUUUGCAAAAUAUUAUUUCUUUUGAUAUGGGGUGAAAUGGACAUGUUUUCGUGAGAUUCACCCUUAUGGUUCCACACUGCUUGCUUGUCUUGCUAAUGCCUUGUUUUGAACAUCGAGUCUUUAUCGUUCUUUGUACUGGAGGACUGUGUGCAAUUAUGCUUACUGUUUCUGUACAGUACAUCUCUGCUUUUUGUCUUACAAAUUUCCUUGAUCACUUCUUGGAUGUUUCAAAAACAGCAAACCUUAAAGCUGAGGACACCACUUCAGCUUGAGGAAUGAUGAGAAUGCUUAAACCAAAGUCAACUCUGAACUUUUGAAAUAUGGACUAGCUUGCUAUGUAAUCAUAGAUAAACUCUUUCAUGUUGUUCACUUACAAUUUUUGUGCAAUGUAAGAAGCUGUUCGCUCACUGUUUCAUGUCAUUUAAAUCACUUUCUACUCAUAUGGUGCAAACAAUGAUUGACUAAUGGUCUCAGAGUUUUGAAAUUUAAAAUCUUUUUAUAAGAGAACUUCAAAUUCAUGUAAAAGAAACAAAUCUGUGCAUUAAAAUGUGACAGUAUUGAACAAGCAUCUUUUUAUCAUCUAGGAAUUCACAUCGAAGGAGGUUUGCUUCAUCAGAAUUAGUCGGUAACUGACCUAUGUGCAGAACAAAGUGAUCGAUAUGCAGAAUUCAACACUUUAUCUGAAACACUAACCAGAAAUGACAUUAUCUUUAAAGUUGUGCAAUAGUUUUAGGUAACAAGUAAAGUCUGGAGAUAAUGUUGAACAGAUUGGAUUUAGAAAAGACUGUUGUAAUUUGUGCCGUAUACACAGAGUUUUAAUGUUUAUAGCCACAACAUUAAAACCACCUGCCUAAUAUUGUGUAGGGCCCCCUCUUGCUGCCAAAACAGUGCCAACCCGCAUCUCAGAAUAGCAUUCUGAGAUUAUAUUCUUCUCACCACAAAUGUACAGGGUGGUUAUCUGAGUUAACGUAGACUUUGUCAGUUCGAACCAGUCUGGCCAUUCUCUGUUGACCUCUCUCAUCAACAAGGCAUUUCUGUCCACAGAACUGCCGCUCAUUGGAUGUUUUUUUGUUUUUGGCACCAUUCGGAGUAUAUUCUACAGACUGUAGUGUGUAAAAAUCCCAGGAGAUCAACAGUUACAGAAAUACUCAAACCAGCCCAUCUGGCACCAACAAUCAUGCCACGGUCCAAAUCACUGAGAUUACCCAUUCCCCAUUCUGAUGGUUGAUGUGAACAUUAACUGAAUCUCCUGACCCUUAUCUGAUUUUAUGCACUGCUGCAACACGAUUGGCUGAUUAGGUAAUCGCAUUGAUGAUUGUUGGUGCCAGAUGGGCUGGUUUGAGUAUUUCUGUAACUGCUGAUCUCC